AUGGGCUACAGGAAAGCGGAGUGUGUACGCACCUGUAGCUGUGUGAAGACAGUCUAUGCGUCUCACCGUUGUUUGUUUCGUCUGCUGGUCCUUGUCAGAGGCUUGUGGGGGCCGAUGUCUCAGUAUCAGUUGUGGCUCCUGUAUAGCUGCAUGCUCUUCACUCUCAUGCCUUCUCCUUAGUACUGGUCUCUCUCUCUCUCUCUGGCUGGUCCAGAAAGAUUGAGCUAGCCUGGGGUGAUGGUAUGUUUUUCACUGUAGAGUGGGAGGUUGUCCUGCCUACUACCUAUGAUGUCAUAGUGCUUCUAAAAAAAUAACAAAACUCCUCCUAACAUAAGGUUUCAACUGCUAAUGGAAGGAAGGAAGGUAUUUUGUUAUUUUAUUAGGAUCCCCAUUAGCUGUUGCGAAAGCAGCAGCUGCUCUUCCUGGGUUCCACACAAAACAUGAAACAUGACAUAAUACAGAACAUUAAUAGACAAGUACAGCUCAAGGACAGAACUACAUCAAUAGAAAAAUGGCACACGUAGCCUACAUAUCAAUACAUGCGGACAAACUAUCUAGGUCAAAUAGCGGCGAGGCGUUGUGAGGUGUAAAGGAAGGAAGGAAAGAAAGAAGGAAAGAAGGAAGGAUAGAUGGAAGGAAAGAAGGAAGGAAAGAAAAAAGAAAAUACCAAAAUCCACUAAGCCUUGUUGCCUGGAAUUGGUGUGUUGUGAUGACACUUACACCCGCUCUGGAUCACACAUGCAUACUCACACUUGCCGUUGCAGCUUAGUGCUUGGUAUUUGUUUCAGUCACACUCACUCUCAAUCACUUUCAACAUUUCUCUCUCAUACAUACUCUGUUUCUAUUUCUAGAAGUCCUCUUAGAAGAACUUGAAGAAUAAUAAUAAUUAUUAUAACUUGUGAUCUUGAUUAUCCAGUGGUUUUGCUGCUAUAAAAGAGGUUUCUGGGAGGGAUGGGUGUGUGUUUAUGUGUGUUUGUCCCACAAGGCAGGGUGUGUAUAUUGUGGCCAUCUCAGAGCUAUUGGCAGCUGUGUUCAUUUGAUUAUGGACACAAUAUGUGGUCUUAGCAGACAAAGAGGGCUUUAGGCAAAAUGUUUGGGACAUAAAACCCAAGGGAGGAAAUACUUGUGAGUGUGGGAGAAGGGUCACUUGGAAGAUACUGGGAUAGGGACUUUCUUAAACUUUCUUGACUGCCGUGUGUGUGCUUGGGUGUUUUAGUGUCUCUCAAAGGUGGUCGUUUGUAUGUAAAAAUAUGUAACUCUAGAGAAAAAUUCCCUUAUGACAGUGAUGAAAACACACAAAGCAUGUAGCAUCCGUUGUCUGGAAUUAAUUUGCAUUUAAAUUAAUACGUUCUCUGUACCCCUCAACACUCUUUAAGUAACCUGUUACACAUCACACACACACACAUUUAUGUUAUUAUUAAGUGUCAUAGUCUUCAAUAGAAAAGUAAAGACAAGACAAAAUAGUUUUUCUUGCCCUAUUAAUAAUUGUUUUGCUUUGUUGGAUUUGGACACUGUAGGCCAGUGCUCCAAAUGUACAUUUCAUUUAGCUUUUUUAUAGAUCCUUUUCCUGCAGUCUAUACAAGUAUGGAUCAUCCACAAGGAAAGUAUUGAUUGCCAAAGUUUUACAUCAUUAUAAGUGAUUUUAAUUUCCAUGAAACAGCAAGCAACAGCCUUAGACAGAAUGAGUGAUCUUCUAUGAGUGCAAGAAUGGGUAUUAUCAUGUCUCGUCUCUAGAUUUUCAUAAAGUUUGUGGUGAAAUGAUGGUCUCUCCCCAAGGCAACUUGUACAUCUAUACACUGGAUUGAAAAACGGUAUAUCUGAUAGGCAUACAUUGAAUCACAAAGUGUCAUAUUUAACCCAAUAACAACCAAUCAAUAGAGAAUGAGGAAAUUGUCCCAGACACUGGGAGAGUUUGUGCUGCAAGUCGACAACACAACAAUAGUGAUGGGAGAAAAUAUGUAAUACAGUUACCUAUCGGGGUAUUAUUUUUGACAAUAUAUCGUAUCGUAUCGCAUAUAUUGAAUCACAAAAUGUCACAUUUAACGCAAUAACAACCAAUUCAUAGAGAAUGAGGAAAUUGUCCCACAUUAAAAUAAAGUCUGUUUUGCUGAUCCUAGAUCUGUGCCUAAUGACAACUUGCACCUGGGUCCAGACCUAUAUCAAAGAUCUUUAUAACCCAGGAUAGACCACAGCCUGUCGUUUCCAAUGGGAACAAAUCAUAGUGGGCAGAACAAGCAAGGAGGUGGGCAAAGCCAAGCACGAGCUAGCAAGGUCCUAUCGGCACGUUCUAGCAUGUAUUUGCAUAUUUCUGUUAGGGAACGCCUACUCUGUGAAGUGCGCAUGUGCAAUAACUCAAUUAGCCCUUGCACUCCUUCAAAACUUAGUCCACUCUGUUCAUAACAGAUUAUAGUUUUGGGAACAGAAAACUGUAUUGAGAUCAAAUGUUCGAUGAGAAAAUGUGCAGAAUGUCGGCCAAAAUCCUUAUCACUCCAUCUUCUCCCGCUGCCGGCCACUGGGCUUCCUCUCAUCACCAUAGUUGGUGGUGAGUGGAAAUGCCAACCGGAUGCUUCAGAUUUAUACAUCUGGUGGAACAUCUGGCUCAUUGUUCUAUCUGUGCCUAUAUGCUAUGUUCAUUGGGAGUCGUGUAAAGCUAAAUCAGGAAUGGGUAACUUUGAUGGGGGUGCGGGCCCACAAAAAAACAGAACUCAUCAUGAGGGGCCUUAGUGGCUUGCAAGCAAAAAAUUUUUUUGCAGUUUUACAGCUAAUUUCCUGCAAUGCUACACAUUUUUUCCAUAGGGUGGAGGCAAAUGUUUGCAAUUUUUAAUAUGAUAACUGAUGAUCAAUGGGCCCCAACCCGGUCAGUAAAUCGACCAUGCUUACUACAAGUUUAGAUAGCUGGUCGCUAGACUAUAUAAAAUAAAAUCCAGUCAAAUUGGGGGGCCAGUAUGAAAAUGUAUGCACUCACUAACUCUAAGUCGCUGUGGAUAAGAGCAUCUGCUAAAUGACUAAAAUGUAAAUGUAAAUGUAAAUUGUAUUGUUCGCAUACACAUAUUUAGCAGAUGUUAUUGCAGGUGUAGUGAAAUGCUUGUGUUCCUAGCUCCAACAGUGCAGUAAUAUCUAACAAUACACAAAAAUACACAUGAAUCUAAAAGUAAAAGAAUGGAAUUAAGAAAUAUAGAAAUAUUAGGACGAGCAAUGUCGGAGUCCAGAGUAUAAAUAUAUACUGAACAAAAAUAUAAACACAACAUGUAAAGUGUUGAUCCCAUGUUUCAUGAGCUGAAAUAAAAGAUCCCAGAAAUGUUCAAUAUGCACAAAAAGCUUAUUUCUCUCAAAUGUUGUGCACAAAUUUGUUUACGUCCCUGUUAGUGAGUAUUUCUCCUUUUCAAAAAAAAUGCAUCCACCUGACAGGUGUGGCAUAUCAAGAAGUUGAUUAAACAGCAUGAUCAUUACACAGGUGCACCUUGUGCUGGGGACAAUAAAAGGCCACUCUAAAAUGUGAAGUUUUGUCACACAACACAAUGCCACAGAUGUCUCAAGUUUUGAAGGAGCCUGCAAUUGGCAUGCUGACUGCAGGAAUGUCCACCAAAGCUGUUGCCAGAUAAUUUAAUGUUAAUUUCUCUACAAUAAGCCACCUCCAACGUCAUUUUAGAGAAUUUGGCAGUACGUCUAACCGGCCUCAUAACCACAGAUCACGUGUAACCACGCCAACCCAGGACCUCCUCAUCCGGCUUCUUCACCUGCAGAAUUGUCUGAGACCAGCCCACCGGACAACUGAUGAAACUGAGGAGUAUUUCUGUCUGUAAUAAAGCCCUUUUGUGGGGAAAAACUCAUUCUGAUUGGCUGGGCCUGGCUCCCCAGUGGGUGGGCCUGGCUCCCAAGUGGAUGGGCCUAUGCCCUCCCCACCCAUGGCUGUGCCCCAGCCCAGUCAUGUGAAAUCCAUAGAUUAGGGCCUAAUGAAUUUAUUUCAAUUGACUGAUUUUCUUAUAUGAACUGCAACUCAUUAAAAUUGUAGAAAUUGUUGCGUUUAUAUUUUUGUUCUGUAUAUAUACUGUAUAUGUCAUGGGAUGUAUAGACAUUAUGGACAGUAUGUGGAUAGAAUAUGUAGUAUAUCUGUAGAAUACGUAGGAUAGAAUAGUAUAUGUACAGCAAUAGUUGAAUAGGAUGGUCUUGACUAGAAUACAGUAUUGUACAUAUGAAAUGAGAAAAACAGUAUGUACAGUGGAUUCGGAAAGUAUUCAGACCCCUUGACUUUUCCCAAAUGUUGUUACCUUACAGCCUUAUUCUAAAAUGGAUUAAAUAGUUUUUUUCCCUCAUCAAUCUACACACAAUACCCCAUAAUGACGAAGCAAAAACAGGUUGCUAUACAUUUUUGCUCAUUUAUCACCACAUUUACAUAAGUAUUCAGACCCUUUACUCAGUACUUUGUUGAAGCACCUUUGGCAGCGAUUAAAGCCUCAAGUCUUCUUGGGUAUGACGCUACAAGCUUGCACACCUGUAUUUGGGGAGUUUCUCCCAUUCCUCUCUGCAGAUCCUCUCAAGCUCUGUCAGGUUGGAUGGGGAGCUUCGCUGCACAGCUAUUUUCAGGUCUCUCCAGAGAUGUUCGAUCACGUUCAAGUCCGGGCUCUGGCUGGGCCACUCAAGGACAUUCAGAGACUAUGUAAAUGUAAUCCAUUUUAGAAUAAGGCUGUAACUUAACAAAAUGUGGAAAAAGUCAAGGGGUCUGAAUACUUUCCGAAUGCACUGUAAUUAAUAAUACACAGCACUUUUAUUUUUUUAUUUUUUUAUUUCACCUUUAUUUAACCAGGUAAGCCAGUUGAGAACAGGUUCUCAUUUACAACUGCGACCUGGCCAAGAUAAAGCAAAGUAGUGCAAUAAAACAACACAGAGUUACAUAUGGGGUAAAAAAACAUAAAGUCAGAAAUACAACAGAAAAUAUAUAUACAGUGUGUGCAAAUGUAGCAAGUUAUGGAGGUAAGGCAAUAAAUAGGCUAUAGUGCAGAAUAAUUACAAUAGUAUUAACACUGGAAUGCUAGAUGUGCAAGAGAUUAUGUGCAAAUAGAGAUACUGGGGUGCAAAAGAGCAAAAUAAAUAACAAUAUAGGGAUGAGGUAGUUGGGUGGGCUAAUUUCAGAUGGGCUGUGUACAGGUGCAGUGAUCGGUAAGGUGCUCUGACAACUGAUGCUUAAAGUUAUUGAGGGAGAUAAGAGUCUCCAGCUUCAGAGAUUUUUGCAAUUCGUUCCAGUCAUUGGCAGCAGAGAACUGGAAGGAAUGGCGGCCAAAGGAGGUGUUGGCUUUGGGAAUGACCAGUGAGAUAUACCUGCUGGAGCGCAGACUACGGGUGGGUGCUGCUAUGGUGACCAAUGAGCUAAGAUAAGGCGGGGAUUUGCCUAGCAGUGAUUUAUAGAUGGCCUGGAGCCAGUGGGUUUGACGACGAACAUGUAGUGAGGACCAGCCAACAAGAGCGUACAGGUCACAGUGGUGGGUAGUGUAUGGGGCUUUGGAGACAAAACGGAUGGCACUGUGAUAGACUACAUCCAAUUUGCUGAGUAGAGUGUUGGAGGCUAUUUUGUAAAUGACAUCGCCGAAGUCAAGGAUCGGUAGGAUAGUCAGUUUUACGAGGGCAUGUUUGGCAGCAUGAGUGAAGGAGGCUUUGUUGCGAAAUAGGAAGCCGAUUCUAGAUUUAACUUUGGAUUGGAGAUUCUUUAUGUGAGUCUGGAAGUUGAGUUUACAGUCUAACCAGACACCUAGAUAUUUGUAGUUGUCCACAUACUCUAGGUCAGACCCGUCGAGAGUGGUGAUUCUAGUCGGGUGGGCGGGUGCUAGCAGCGUUCGAUUGAAAAGCAUGCAUUUAGUUUUACUAGUGUUUAAGAGCAGUUGAAGGCUACUGAAGGAUUGUUGUAUGGCAUUGAAGCUCGUUUGGAGGUUUGUUAACACAGUGUCCAAUGAAGGGCCAGAUGUAUACAAAAUGGUGUCGUCUGCGUAGAGGUGGAUCUGAGAGUCACCAGCAGCAAGAGCGACAUCAUUGAUAUACACGGAGAAAAGUGUCGGCCCAAAAAUUGAACCCUGUGGCACCCCCAUAGAGACUGCCAUAGGUCCAGACAACAGGCCCUCCGAUUUGACACACUGAACUCUAUCUGAGAAGUAGUUGGUGAACCAGGCGAGGCAGUCAUUUGAGAAACCAAGGCUAUUUAGUCUGCCAAUAAGAAUGCGGUGGUUGACAGAGUCGAAAGCCUUGGCCAGGUCGAUGAAGACGGCUGCACAGUACUGUCUAUUAUCAAUCGUGGUUAUAAUAUCGUUUAGGACCUUGAGCGUGGCUGAAGUGCACCCGUGACCAGCUCGGAAACCGGAUUGCAUAGCGGAGAAGGUACGGUGGUAUUCGAAAUGGUCGAUGAUCUGUUUGUUAACUUGGCUUUCGAAUACUUUCGAAAGGCAGGGCAGGAUGGAUAUUGGUCUGUAGCAGUUUGGAUCUAGAGUGUCACCCCCUUUGAAGAGGGGGAUGACCGCGGCAGCUUUCCAAUCUCUGGGGAUCUCAGACGUUAUGAAAGAGAGGUUGAACAGACUAGUAAUAGGGGUUGCGACAAUUUCGGCGGCUAGUUUUAGAAAGAAAGGGUCCAGAUUGUCUAGCCCAGCUGAUUUGUAGGGGUCCAGAUUUUGCAGCGCUUUCAAAACAUCAGCUGUCUGAAUUUGUGUGAAGGAGAAGCGGGGGGGGGCAUGGGCAAGUUGCAGCAGAGGGUGCAGAGUUGGUGGCCGGGUUAGUGGUAGCCAGAUGGAAAGCAUGGCCAGCUGUAGCAAAAUGCUUGUUGAAAUUCUCGAUUAUUGUAGAUUUAUCGGUGGUGAUAGUGUUUCCUAGCCUCAGUGCAGUGGGCAGCUGGGAGGAAGUGCUCUUAUUCUCCAUGGACUUUACAGUGUCCCAAAACUUUUUGGAGUUAGUGCUACAGGAUGCAAAUUCCUGUUUGAAAAAGUUAGCCUUUGCUUUCCUGACUGCUUGUGUAUAUUGGUUCCUAACUUCCCUGAAAAGUUGCAUAUCGCGGGGGCUAUUUGAUGCUAAUGCUGUUCGCCACAGGAUGUUUUUGUGCUGGUCAAGGGCAGUCAAGUCUGAGGAGAACCAGGGGCUAUAUCGGUUCUUAGUUCUGUAUUUUUUGAAUGGGGCAUGUUUAUUUAAGAUUGAGAGGAAAUUACUUUUAAGGAACAACCAGGCAUCUUCUACUGACGGAAUGAGAUCUAUAUCCAUCCAGGAUACCUGGGCCAGGUCAAUUAGGAAGGCCUCCUCGCUAAAGUGUUUUAGGGAGCGUUUGACAGUGAUGAGGGGUGGUCGUUUGACCGCGGACCCGUUACGGACGCAGGCAAUAAGGCAGUGAUCGCUGAGAUCCUGGUUGAAGACAGCUGAGGUGUAUUUAGAGGGUAUGUUAGUCAGGAUGAUAUCUAUGAGGGUACCCAUGUUUAAGGAUUUAGGGUUGUACCUGGUAGGUUCGUUGAUAAUUUGCGUGAGGUUGAGGGCAUCUAGCUUGGAUUGUAGGAUGGCUGGGGUAUUAAGCAUAUCCCAAUUUAGGUCACCAAGCAGUACAAACUCAGAGGAUAAAUGGGGGGCAAUCAAUUCACAUAUGGUGUCCAGGGCACAGCUGGGGGCUGAGGGGGGUCUGUAGCAAGCGGCAACAGUGAGAGACUUAUUUCUGGAAAGGUGGAUUUUUAGAAGUAGAAGCUCAAACUGUUUGGGCACAGACCUGGAUAGUAUGAUAGAGCUCUGCAGGCUAUCUCUACAGUAGAUUGCAACUCCACCCCCUUUGGCAGUUCUAUCUAGACGGAAAAUGUUAUAGUUGGGGAUGGAAAUUUCAGAAUUUUUGGUGGCCUUCCUGAGCCAGGCAUGUGUGCUCUCUGCUGGCAAGAAAUGGUAAUUGCAAGUAAGUGUGUGUGUGUGUGUGUGUGUGUGUGUGUGUACGUUUUUAACUAUACUUGUGGGGACCAAAAGUUUUUUGUUUUUUUACCAACUGGGGACAUUUUUUUGGUCCCCACAAGGUCAAAUGUUAUUUCUAGGGGGUUUAGGGUUAAGGUUAGAAUUAGUGCUAGGGUUAUAAUUAGGUUUAGGGUUAGGAGCUAGGGUAAGUUUUAGGGUUAGGAGCUAGGGUUAGAUUUAGGGUUAGGGUUAGAUUUUAAGGUUAAGGUUAGGGUUAAGUCUAGGGUUAAGGUUAGGGUUAGGGUUAGGGUUAGGGGUAAGGGAAAAUAGGAUUUUGAAUGGGAUUGAAUUGUGUGUCCCCACAAGGUUAGUUGUACAAGACUGUGUGUGUGUGUGUGUGUGUGUGUAUGCGCGUGUUUGCUUAUAGUCCAAGUUCAUAGGUGGCGCUGUUACACUUUUUGCUGAUGCACACACUUCCGACUACAGAAGAAGAAGAUGCAGUGCAGGCGCGGAAUGAUUACGUCACACCCUUGUAGACGUCGCUAUGGCAGACCAUGUUAAUGAGCUAGAAAUUGCCAAGAAACAUUUAACUGAAGCAAUUGGUGAAAAUGUCAAACAGUAAGUACGCAACCGGUGGUUGAUUUGAUGUUGUCCUACACUAAGUUGUUUUACUUUCCUAUUUAGCAAGUUGGUUUAAACGUCCACAUAAAUGGAUAGCUAAACUAGCUCUCUGCUAACGGUUAUGCAGUGUCUAGCUAGCUAAAGCCUGUAGCAUCCUUCCCAGUCGGUAUUAUGGGUGCGUUCGUAAACUCACUCUGGCUAUCUACUCCGAUUUCAGAGCACUCUUGUCUGAGCGUGCUAGAGUGCAGAAUAACGGAUGAAUUUACGAACGCGCAACACCCGUUGAAUAUGACCGGUGUUAGUAAAUGUCGACAACAAAAGUAAUUAAUUGUUGCCAGCAGCACAGUUACCAGCGCUCUAGAUAACAUGAAAGCAGCCUAACCAGCUCUGCUAGGGCGAGUAAAAUGGUCAGUGAGGUGUUCUCUUAUUUGUGUCUGGAAGUAACUAUCAAACUAGCCAGCUUUAUUUAGCCAGUUAGCUUGGAUGCUUGACUGCCGUUUUGAGGUCAGAACGCUCGGAUCAACUCUACUCCUCGGCCAGAGCGUCCAGUGUGCCCUCUGAACGCUCCGAGAGCGAAACUCUGAAUUUACUAACGGACAAUCUGACAACGUUAUGAAUUUACGAACGACCAGAGGUCACUCUGGCACUCCAGAGUGAAUUUACGAACACACCCAUAGAUAGAACGUCGCGGCCCCGCCCACCUGUGGGGAAAACGACAUGUGGUUACCUAGGUUACCCUAUUGGCUCUUUUUCAAAAGCAAUUUUCUUGUUGUUUGCUUGUUUUAGCCAAGUACUGUACAAAACUACGUUUAAAAAUGCUAUAUGUAACGACUUUCUGUCAUUCUCAUUGAAAGCAAGACUAAAAGUCUGGUUUACACUCCGUCUAUCAACGACAUAUCUGUAGACAAUUGUCAUAGUUACAUCAUGAACAUUCUUUGUCGCCCAACAUCAAACUUGUCUUGUCGUUAUGAAAAAGUAUUAACACCAAACGACAGCCCGGUGCUCCAAAUAGCAUACUUUCUCUAUUUUAACACCAAUAAAAAAUCGACGCCAAAGUUGGCUCUUUUACACUGGAGGUCAAUGGGAAAUAAUGUUUGUUUUCACCAAUUUGUGGUCGACGGGAAUUCCUUAUUAUUACGUGAAUAUCGACUCGGAGUAUACAGUAAGUAUAUAAACAAACAAAAAAGGUUGGGUGUUCAGCAGGGUUUUUUUCGGCUGUUCCGAGUACACAAUAUUUUUUCUUGAGGCAAGCCGAAGUUCGGUAGUCGAAGUCUACGCCCCUUCGUCAGUGAUUGGUCAACAUUAGGGAUUUUUCAAUGAAAUGUUCUUUAUUCCACGACAGAUGACUGUUUUCAUGCACAUUUCUUCACUUGAGAAAUACUGCACCAAACAUUUUAAGUAGAAAAUUGUAAAAUUGUGCGACUAAAGGCGUCCGCAUGCUUCCCACCCGGAACAGUUCGUGCAUAUAUUAUGAUGACAUAUUGUGGCGUUUUUGUUCGUCUGCUGUUGUUGUUUACGCAAUCCAAAAACGGUCCAUUAUAAAUCGCAAUCUGGGUCAGGUGGGUAUAAUUUGAAAGCUUGUUUUAUUGCGAACAUGACUAGCUAAAUUAUAAAAUACGAUCUUACAGUGUUAAGCUUUCACGAGGCAAUUCAGAGAAGCAGAUCUUAAUUUUGGUGCGCAUAGAAUGGAGUCAUAAUUGCAUUCUGAAACGUGGUCCACAGCUAAUUUUCUUUACAAGACAACAAGCAGGCUCAUUCUGUUCAGGACAACCCAGGGUAUAAUGCCAUGUCAUCUUGUAAUUACAUAAAACAUAGUGAUCAUAAACGUUGACACUGUAUAUUACAUGACUUUUAUGAUAUAGAAAUGUGAAGUGCACAUUUGGACUCACAGGUGUCCUCGUAAUUUACAGCAUUUCCCUCACUCAGAAAACAAAAAAUGUGCAGAAGUCUCAAUUAGCAGGAGGGAUGGGGGCAACUUCUUGUUGGGCUCGGGUCUCAAGUUCAGAACGGCUGUCAGUCAAAACCCAUACAGAGCUAUGAAGCGGAGACCCUGAGCUCUGAUGUCAUGUAAAGCAUGUUACACUGCCACUGCGUUCCAAUUUAGGAGCUUAUCAGUGUCUAAAUCGGUAAUAUGACGUAUACAGGUACGAGUGUAAAGGGUAGGAAAAAUAACAAUUACUCCGAUUUAAAACGGAAUGAUUCUGAACAGUCCCAAGACCCAACUUCAGCAGACAAGUUUCAAAAUCUCGCUGAAGUUUCUAGCCACAAGCAUAAACUAGCUAGCUGGGAAGGGCUCAUCAGGACGACUGACAAAACUGGACUGACAUAAGUGAGUCCGUUCAUCUCCACUCAACUCUUGCUCCGCGACAAACGUCAUCAAUUUGGACACCAGGCCUCUCCCAAGUCGAAGUUCGGUCUACACCCCUUCGUAGGAGUGGUGACUAUGGAUGGGAUUCUUCAAUGAAGUCUUUGAGGUCAUUCAAUUUUUCACUUCAGAAAUGCUGCACCAAACAUCUUAGGUAGAUGUAAAAUUGCGCGACUAAGGCCUCUUCUGCAAAAACGUCAAUUUAUGACAAUUUAUUAAUUAGUCUUAUUUUAAUUCUGACUAUUUUGAGGAAGUGUAUACUGGCUAGGUUGUUGCUAUGGUGUCUCAAGAGGGACAAACCGUAAUAUCGCCAUUUUUCAAGUGAAGGUCUUUUAAGAGAGUAUGUGAGGCACAGACGUUCGCUUCACCUAGCCAAGUUCUGCUAGGAGCAAACCUAGUAUGCGGGCACUUUUACGUUAACGUUACUGAAUGUUUAGCUAACGUUGCCAUGAAUGUUUAUUUCCUCAAUUGCAUCUCUUUUAUAGUUACUGGGCGAACUUGAAACUGUGGUUCAAACAGAAGAUAAGCAAGGAAGAGUUUGACAUCGAGGCUCGUCGCCUUUUGGCACAAGACAACGGUUAGUGGAGAAAUUAUUCAACGUUCUCUGUGACUGUUUCUGUGGGUUGGACUACAGGUCUUCACGGAUCCACCUGUAACCGAAUACCGAGACCAAUGUUCCCUAAAAAAAUUCUGGCACUGAGAAAAUUUCAGGUCUGCUGAGCGCAAACUUGAACGUUUAGAAAAUUCUGUGCACCCGGGCUGUGUUGCAGCCUGCCGCGACCGGGAGACCCAUGAGGCGUCGCACAAUUGGCCCAGCGUCGUCCGGGUUAGGGGCGGGAUUUUGCCGGCUGGGAUGUCCUUGUUCCAUCACGCUCUAGCGACUCCUUGUGGUGGCCGGGCGCAUGCAUGCUGGCUUCGGUCGUGUUUCCUCUGACACAUUGGUGCGGCUGGCUUCUGGGUUAAGCGAGCAGUGUGUCAAGAAGCAGUGCGGCUUGGCAGGGUCGUGUUUCGGAGCACGCAUGGCUCUCAACCUUCGCCUCACCCGAGUCCGCACGGGAGUUGCAGCGAUGGCAUAAGACUCUAACUACCAAUUAGAUAUCACAAAAUUUGGGUAGAAAGUACAAAAUAAAUCAAAAUGAAGAAUAUUCUGUGCAACUUCUAGCACGUGAUUACUGUGAACACUGAGGCUGUAACCGCUGUAAGUUAGUUUUAACAGUGGUCAAGUAGGCUACUGUGGCUAUUUGAUCAUAAUGUAGGCCUCCUAGAAUGGCCUACCAUAAAAAACAAUGGAGAAUGCAUCCCAUAACAUUUUAACAUGGAAAUAGCUGUUCUGUUAUUCAGCCUAUGGUAGCAGCCAAUGUGUGGUGUUCAAUGUAUGCCUACAUUCCAUGAUACUUUUGAAAAAAUACAUACAGGGCUUGACCUUAACCUGUUUAUCCACUUGUUCUUCAGACAAGGAUGUCAAUUAAAAUGUUAUUGUGUUGUUUGAUGCAACAAACCACUUUACAUUAUUCACAUACCAUUAUUGGCUACUUGGCUUAUUCAAUCCUGUUUCAAAAUACAACACUGCCCCUUUUAAGACAAAAAAAAUCUCUUUACUUGACUCGCUUUUCAAAAAUGUCUGGAAAUGCACACAUUUUGUGCUCUUGUAGGAAGCAAUCACUCCCCUGUUGCUGACUACAAAUUAUCUAUGACUGGGCUAAUAACUCACUAACUAGGAUAUGAAUAAAUGUGCACACGUGGCUACAUGUACAGUGCAUUCGGAAAGUAUUCAAACCCUUUGACUUUUUCCACAUUUUGUUACGUUACAGCCUUAUUCUAAAAUGGAAUAAAUAAAACAUUUUCAUCAUCAAACUACACACAAUACCCCAUAAUGACGAAGCGAAAAGAGGUUUUUAGAAUUUUUUGCAAAUGUAUUCAAAAUAAAAAAACUGAUACCUUAUUUACCACAGGUAAGACUCGAAAUUGAGCUCCAGUGCAUCCUAUUUCCAUUGAUCAUCCUUGAGAUGUUUCUACAACUUGAUUGGAGUUCACCUGUGGUAAAUUACAUUGAUUGAACAUGAUUUGGAAAGGCACACACCUCUUUAUAUUAAGUCCCACAGUUGACAGUUCAUGUCAGAGCAAAAACCAAGCCAUGAGGUCGAAGGAAUUGUCCGUAGAGCUCCGAGUCAGGAUUGUGUCGAGGCACAGAUCUGGGGAAGGAUACCAAAAUAGUUUUGCCGCAUCGAAGGUCCCCAAGAACACAGUGGCCUCCAUCAUUCUUAAGUAGAAGAAGUUUGGAACCACCAAGACUGUACCUAGAGCUGGCCGACCCGGCCAAACUGAGCAAUCGGGGGAGAAGAGCCUUUGUCAGGGAGGUGACCAAGAACCUGAUGGUCACUCUGACAGAGCUCCAGAGUUCCUCUGUGGAGAUGGGAUAACCUUCCAGAAGGACAACCAUCUCUGCAGAUCUCCACCAAUCAGGCCUUUAUGGUAGAGUGGCCACUCCUCAGUAAAAGGCACAUGACAGCCUGCUUGGAGUUUGCCAAAAGGCACCUAAAGGACUCUCAGACCAUGAGAAACAAGAUUUCCUGGUCUGAUGAAACCAAGAUUGAACUCUUUGGCCUGGCACCAUCGCUACGGUGAAGCAUGGAGGUGACAGCAUCAUACUGUGGGGAUGUUUUUCAGCAGCAGGGACUGGGAGACUAGUCACGAUUGAGGGAAAGAUGAACGGAGCAAAGUACAAAGAUAUCCUUGAUGAAAACCUGCUCCAGAGCGCUCAGGACCUCAGACUGGGGCGAAGGUUCACCUUCCAACAGGACUACGACCCUAAGCACACAGCCAAGACAACGCAGGAGUUGCUUCGGGACAAGUCUCUGAAUGUCCUUGAGUGGCCCAGCCAGAGCCCGGACUUGAACCCGAUCAAACAUCUCUGGAGAGACCUGAAAAUAGCUGUGCAGCGACGCUCCCCAUCCAACCUGACAGAGCUUGAGAGGAUAUGCAGAGAAGAAUAGGAGAAACUCCCCAAAUACAGGUGUGCCAAGGUUGUAGCGUCAUACCGAAGAAGUCUUGAGGCUGUAAUCGCUGCCAAAGGUGCUUCAACAAAGUAGUAAAGGGUCUGAAUACUUAUGUAAAUGUCAUAUUUCAGUUUUUAAUUGAAUACUUUUGCAAAAAUGUCUAAAAACCUGUUUUUGCAUUGUCAUUAUGGGGUAUUGUGUGUAGAUUGAGGGGAAAAAACAAUUUAAUCCAUUUUAGAAUAUGGCUGUAAUGUAACAAUGUGGAAAAAGUCAAGGGGUCUGAAUACUUUCCGAAUGCACUAUAGCUCUCGCUUUGCUCUCAAAACAAGCGCAUCUACUAUUCACGACCGCUCAUGCUGGUCCAUGCUGGCGACAUGCAUCUUUCCAUUCAUCCCCCCAUCAACAAUAAAAAAAAAUGUGUGACUGGCUUCAAUAUACUUUCGUUACUCACCAAAGUAAAGAUGUUACUAGAGUUCUGCUUAAGUUGCCUUUUCUCCAAAAUACGAAAUGAGAGCACUUUGUUUACUGCCACUAGCCAUACACAUGCGUCCGAUUUGCACUACGAGCUGCACACCUGGCGCAUGGACCAGAGCUAGUCUGUUCAGUGCAAAAAAAGAAUGAAUUUCAAUCAAACUCUCCCUAUUUUUACCCCUCUUAGUUCAUGUCCACAAUGACUUUCUCCUGGCCAUUCUCACACGCUGUCAGAUCAUCGUCUCCACACCAGGUAGGUUUUCCAUCGAAUAUAUCAAUAUCUUCAUUGAUACCGUUUUCACACAUCUGUAUGUUGACCACAAACCUGACUGCAACCCAUUCCCUUUUCCAGAGGGUGCUGGAUCUUUGCAGUGGGCAGGUGGCUCAGCCUCCAAGCCUGGCAAGCCUGCCAAAGGAAAAAAUAAGCUCUCCUCCAAACAUAAAUUUGAUGUGAGUUGUUGUCCUUCAAUAAUGCGUAAUGGGAGGUGGCAAAAAUACAUGAUUUAUAAACUUCAGACCUUUCCUGUUGUUGAAGUAUAAUGCUGGGCGUGCGUGUGUGUGUGACCCGUUGCGUCUCCAGCAUCGUUUCCAGCCCCAAAACCCUCUGAGUGCGGUCCAGGCCUUCAGCCCGCGAGAGUUGGGGAGUGAGGAGGAGGAGCUGAGACUCAGUGCCCACACCCUGUUGCUGCCCACCCGGGGCCAGCUGGAGGCCCGCAUGAUGGUCACCGCUUUUGAGGUGGGCUUGGACAACGUCACGGAGGACACCGUCAGCACCAUGGUCCACGCAGUUGAGGUAUGUGUCGAGUGUGUGUUUUUAUGGGAUACUAGUACAAGAUAUGAGAAGGGUUGUAGAUUUCAUGUUUUCAGUGUAGCACAGAUUACUUUGUUAUGCUUUGAGACAGGCUUUGUACCCCUUCUAACAGCCAGUUGUAUUAGUCCACUCAGGAUCCACUAGGUUAGUGCCCCCCCCCCCCCCCCCACACACACACACACACUUCACUCACCUGUCGUUCCCUCCACUACCACAGAACCACCUGAAGGACAUGCUGACUGCUGUGGUGUCCAGGAGGAAGGCCUACCGGCUGCGUGACGGACACUUCCCUUACGCCUUUGGCAGUGACGUCACCCCACAGCCCUACUUGAAGAACAGCCUGGCUGCCUACCACAUCGUCACAGAGUGGUAAUGAGGUCAACGAUCUGUCUGCAGCGCUCAGCUGCUCAUCUGCCUUAAAUCAACUAGAAAAAUGUUAAAUGAAGUAUCAACUACUUGUAUCAAUGAAUUGCAAAGAAACCAAAACGUAAUUACUAUGCAAUUAUUAGGGUAUUACCAUUUCAAUUAGCCAUUAUCUGGUAAGCAGCGGACUGUAGAAUAAAGUGUAACCGUUCUGUUCAAAUUUAACUUCAAGGGUCAACUUAAAGAGUAAUUUAUAGACUUCAGUAUUAGCUUAAAUGGUUGUUGCUCUCUGUCAGAUAGUUCUAACAGUAGACUAUACUUUAGGUACAUGAAGCACCAGGAGUAGCAGUAAGGUGAGGUAGGAGACCGUACAGCACACUGCAAAAAAGAUCACUUGGAGACUGGUCCAUCUAAAAUAUAUAUAUAUUUUUUAUUUAUUUAGAGUCCUUUGCAGUGUUAGGGCCAGGCAGAAUUUCCCCUUACUAAUAAAUUACUUUUAGGCUCUUGUCAUGAUGUCAUGCUCUUGUAUGUAUGUCUGUUGUGACCCUCUCUCUCUCCUCAUCCGUACUCCAGCCCACCUCACAGUGCGUCUCUUCUGGCCGGCCCGCCCCCUCAGGUAUUACCAGACGAUGCUGAGCAGCAGGCUGCUCUCCUAUUGGCCUGUUCCGGUGACCGUCUCCUUGCGCCCCUCCCUCCUAUCAGUAUGUUUGAUCUCCUGGAAGCGUUACAGGUGACAGAAUCACAGCCUCAAUCUGCCUUACCAUCACAUGAUAUACCUAUAACAAAAGACAUUCUGACAUUUUAAUUGAUUUGCUUUUUCAGCCACAUUCAACAAACAUUUUUCUCUAAUCAAAAGGAAAGCUGAACAGAAGAUAUUUAUGUAAUUCUAUGUGAAAGAGAAAUUCGCUCAAACAACUAUAUUGUUCAUGUUUUUCCUUGACGUAGAUCCACCGGGGUGUGAUGCCCUCUCACACCAUGUACGCCCUGAACAUGGAACGUAUCCUGUCCCGGCUGUGGCACCCCAGUCACGAGGAGCUGGAGCAGGACCAUGUGCACCGCCAACGCCUCGCAGGGAAGGAUGGCCUGCUCGUCAGCUGAGAUGCACACAGACGGUCAGGUGGACAGACAGGCAGAUUGUGGUGGGAUAGGGCAGAGACAAUGGAGACAAAUGGAGAGUUUAACACACCCACAGUGUUGAAGCAUCUAUGUGGUCCCUAAACCCUGCCUUGAAGCUGAGAGCGAGGAUGAUGUCGAAGACUGGAUUUACACUCCACUAGGGAUACUCCGUAGAGGCUCUGCAACCGCUUAACCACGCACCACAACUUUACACUAGUGUCAAUAGCGUUUUAGAACGCUUGGUGGAGUGUAAACCC
Coregonus sp. 'balchen' is the source of this 16890-nucleotide messenger RNA. The record is from the annotation of a GenBank genome assembly. Lineage: Eukaryota; Metazoa; Chordata; Actinopteri; Salmoniformes; Salmonidae.